UAGGCAUGAACCAUAAGGUCAAUAAAUUUUAACGGGCAACUCUUUCAAGCUUUACGGUAAGUGUUGUGGCGCUUAUGCUCGCGACAUUACGGUAGUCGUGCCGUUCACUAUGGCGGCGCCCUGCACGCAGAAUUUGUGCUUUUCGCCGGUUCUCCAGCUCACCGAAACGCCGUGUCUUCUAUUAACAUAGCUAAAGGAAGGAAUAUUUUCAAACUGUUUAACUGCUAUUAAACUGCACUCUGCACGUCCGAAUGAUGCCGAAGCUGCAGCUGCUCCUCCUGAGAGGCUCGCGCCACUGGCCUGCGUCCUCGCGCGCAGCGAGCACCGUCGCGCGCGACAAAUUCGACGUCAUCGUCGUGGGUGGGGGUCACGCGGGGACCGAGGCGGCAGCCGCAGCGGCCAGGGUCGGAGCGGAGACCCUGCUCAUCACCCAGCAGAUCAGAACCAUCGGCGCUCUUUCCUGCAACCCCUCUUUGGGUGGAGUGGGCAAAGGGCAGCUUGUCCGAGAGGUGGACGCUCUGGAUGGACUGUGUGGCCGAGCCGGGGACCGGGCCGGGAUCCACUUCUCCAUUCUGAACCGCAGGAAAGGACCGGCUGUAUGGGGGCCCCGCGCUCAGCUGGACCGCGAUCGGUACCGCGAGUUCAUUCAGGCCGAGCUGUUUUCCACGCCCAGGCUGACCGUUAUUGAGGGCGCUGCGGAAGGUCUUCUCACGUCGGACCCGAGGCCAGAUAGGCCCGGUCAACUCCGAGUCACCGGGGUUCGCUUGGCAAACAGCGAGACGCCCAUCAGCUGCGAAUCUGUCGUUCUCACCACUGGCACCUUCCUGUCUGGCUCCCUCUUCAUGGGCCGGAGCACGACCCCCGGAGGGCGGAUGGGGGAACCGCCGUCGUGCUCCGGCCUCUCCCACACGCUCAGGGAAACGCUGGGGUUGAAGGUGGGCCGCCUGAGGACAGGAACUCCCCCCCGCAUAGCGAAGGACACGGUGCAGCUGUCCCUCGCGGAGCUGCGGCCCCCAGACGAGCAGCCGACUCCCUUCAGCUUUAUGAACAAACGCACGAGCUGCAAGCCGGAGGAUCAGCUGCCGUGCUACCUGACCUACACCACACCUGGAGUGGAGAGGGUGGUGCGGGAGAGCCUGCACCUCAACGCUCACAUUCAGCAGGAUGCCAAAGGCCCUAGGUACUGUCCGUCCAUCGAGUCUCGGGUGCUGCGGUUCCCUGGACAGAAGCACCAGGUGUGGCUGGAGCCUGAAGGAGUGGCUUCCGACCUGCUGUACCCUCAGGGCAUGUCCAUGACCCUCCCCCCGGAGCUCCAGCUUCAGCUCAUACGGCAGAUUCCCGCUCUACAGAGGGCCGAGAUCCGCGCUCCGGGUUACGGAGUGCAGUAUGACUUUGUGUGCCCGACUCAGCUGACCCCCUCGCUGCAGGUCAAAAAAGCUCAAGGGCUCUUUCUCGCUGGGCAGAUCAAUGGGACCACGGGCUACGAGGAGGCGGCUGCACAGGGUCUGUGGGCUGGGGUCAACGCAGGUCGGACAGCUCUUUCCCUGCCCCCCCUCUCGCUGUCUCGCAGCCAGAGCUACAUCGGGGUUCUGAUCGAUGACUUGGUGGUUCAGGGGGUGACGGAGCCCUACCGCAUGUUCACGAGUCGAGCAGAGUUCAGAACAUCUCUAAGGGCUGACAACGCCGACAUCCGCCUCACUCCCAGAGGCUUCGAGGAGGUCGGCUGCGUGUCCGCGCAACGUUACAGGGAGGCGGUUCGAGUGCGGGACGCCCUGGCGGACGCAAUGGCCGCGCUGCAGUCUAUCUCAAUGUCCUCCACGAAGUGGAUGAAAAUUCUGGGACAGGUGCACCUGAGUAAGGAGAACAGCACUAAAAUCAGUGCCAUGGAUCUCUUGGAAUACAAAGAUGUAACUUUUGAGAUGCUGGCAGCCGCCUUCCCAGAAUACCUUUCCCCUUACCUGGAGUUCUCACAGAGGCUGAACAUUGAAGGACUGUACCGCCCUUAUUAUAUAAUGCAAAAGGAAGAGAUCGAAAGGAUGAGGAAGGAGGAGAACCUCUCUCUCCCUCAGGAUCUGGACUAUCUGUCCCUCCCAGUCUCACUCUCCACAGAGGUCAGAGAGAUCCUAGACCGGGCCAGGCCACACACACUGGGAGCUGCUACUCGGUUACCAGGAAUUACCCCCAGCGCAAUCAUUCAUCUUCUUCGCUAUGUCUGCAAGACAGACAGGAAAAGGGAGGUGCAGAGCACAGACAUGUAGAUAGUGGUAUUUCGUGGUAAGAA
This is a messenger RNA of Scleropages formosus (Asian bonytongue), 2281 nucleotides long. RefSeq names its product mitochondrial tRNA translation optimization 1 (gene mto1). Gene Ontology annotation, cellular component: cytosol. Gene Ontology annotation, biological process: tRNA methylation; tRNA wobble uridine modification. Gene Ontology annotation, molecular function: flavin adenine dinucleotide binding. The transcript is spliced from 13 exons. The coding region runs from base 252 to 2258 and encodes 668 amino acids. The record is from RefSeq and is a predicted model, not a curated record. Lineage: Eukaryota; Metazoa; Chordata; Actinopteri; Osteoglossiformes; Osteoglossidae.